Salvia hispanica is the source of this 3885-nucleotide messenger RNA. Its product is annotated as Tetratricopeptide repeat (TPR)-like superfamily protein. Gene Ontology annotation, molecular function: protein binding. NCBI's taxonomy places the organism in Eukaryota, Viridiplantae, Streptophyta, Magnoliopsida, Lamiales, Lamiaceae. The record is from RefSeq and is a predicted model, not a curated record.
UUCAUUUCUACACCGGCACGACGAUGACUAGUCUAAGCAACAUCACGGCGCCGCCUCCGCCGGGUUCCACCCCAGCCGCCGCUGCUUCUCGAGGGUAGCGUCAGCCCUCUCAAGUCCGCGCCUUGGUUGUUAUAGCUGGAGGGACGGCUGGUGUUGUAGUUGAAACAGAUUUAUAUCCUAUUGAUUGAUACAAUAAAGGCACGGUUGCAGUGCAUCUGCUGUGUUUGUUGGACCUUUCCAGAGAACCUCAGUGCUGUGGAAUGAGCCUUCCAAGCAAAGGCUUUUGAGGACCUUUCCAGAGAACCUCAGUGCUGUGGAAUGAGCCUUCCAAGCAAAGGCUUUUGAGGACCUUUCCAGAGAACCUCAGUGCUGUGGCUCAUCUGGCAUGGCUGGUUCUUUCAUUCGUGUACCCACUGAGGUUGUUAAGCAACGAAUACAAACGGGCCAAUUUACUUCUGCCCCUAAUGUUGUCCGAACGAUUUUUGCCAAAGAAGGAUUUAAAGGUCUCUAUACGAACAAAUACUUCUGCAGCAGCAGCAAGAUCACAAAUACAGUUGAAGAUUCCCUCAUCUCCACUUUCACGAAAAGACCCUUCUGCUUGGAAUCCCCAGAGCUUCAAGAAUUGAGCUCAAAGCUCACUCCCCAACUGGUUGAAACCGUCUUAAAGUCAUUGAGGAACUGGAGAUCGGCUCAGAUAUUCUUCCAAUGGGCCUCCAAUCAACGUGGUUACACGCACAACUGCUAUGUGUACAAUGCCAUAGCUGAAAUCCUAGCAACUGCUCGACAAAAUGCCCCACUGAGGGAGCUUGCUGUAACUUUGACUAAAACAUCGUGUUAUUGGACGCCAGGGGCUUUUGGAUAUUUUCUCAGGUGUCUAGGUACUCAGGGUCUAGUUGAAGAAGCUAAUUCGUUGUUUGAUCACAUGAAAAUGUCUGCACUUUGUGAUUUGAAUGGCUAUAGCUAUAAUUGUUUAUUGGAGGUUAUUGCCAAAAGCGGUGAUGUUGUUCUAUUGGAGCAUAGGUUGAAUGAGAUGAGAGAGUUGGGUUGGCCCAUCGAUAAGCAUGCAUUGACACCAGCUUUACAAUGCUAUUGCAAUGCCAACCAAUUCGAUAAGGCGAUUUUGGUUUUCAAUGAUUUGACUAAAAAGGGAUUGGUAGAUCAGCAUAUAGUGGCUAUUUUGGUUCUGUCUUACAGUAAGUGCAGGGAAGUUGAUAUGGCAUUUGAGUUGAUUGAGUGGGCUGAAAGGAAUCUCAAGAUUAGUUUGAAUGAGAAAACAUUAUGCAUUUUAAUCCAUGGCUUUGUGAGGGAGGAUAGAGUGGAUAAAGCUCUACAACUGUAUGAUAAAAUGAAGAAACAUGGAUAUUUUCUUGAUGUUCCCAUAUAUUAUGUACUAAUUAGAGGUUUAUGUAAGAAUAAGGCGAUAGAGAAAGCCCUAAUGUUGUACAAGUACAUGCGGGUGUCAGGAAUUCCUCCUGAUGUGCAAAUAAUUUACCAGCUUUUGUCAUGUAUACUGGAUGAGAGAGACAUGAUUCAAUUGCUUGAAGAUGCUUUGAUGGAUUUGGACGCGGGGAGAAGGCUUUCGUUGUUUACUUCUGUUUUGAAAGAUCUCAUUAACGGUGGAUAUGAUGAUAAAGCUUACUGCCUGCUGAAGGCAUGUACAGGUUCUAGUCUGAAUGAAAACAGUCAGGAAGGUGUGACAUCUUUAACAAAGGUAAAGCUUGAUUCAACUUGUUUUGAAAUUGUCAUUGGUGGCUUAUGCAAUGCUGGUAAACUAGAUAUGGCUCUAGACUUGUUCCAUUCUAUGGAUCAAUGUGGUUGCACUUGUACUGUUCUACUUUUCAAUAAUUUGAUUCAGUGCUUGAGCAAUGCCGAUAAGUUGAAUGAAUGUUUUAAUCUCCUCAAUAAGAUGAAGGAGACAGAAAUCCACCCUACGCACUUCACCUAUAACUGCAUACUUGGAUCAUUAUGUAGGCAACUGGAUGUUGUCGGAGCUAUUGAUUUGUUGAGGGAGAUGCGUUCUUGUGGGCAUGAGCCUUGGAUAAAAAACUAUACGCUGCUUGUUAAGAAGCUAUGUGAAGAUGGAAAGGCAGAUGAAGCAUAUAGCUUCCUUACUGACAUGAGCAAAGAAGGAUUCCUCCCUGAUAUGAUUGCAUAUUCUGCAAUUAUUGAUGGUUUUCUGAAUGACAAUGAACUAGACCGUGGUAUGGAGCUAUUUAGAGAGAUUUGUGGACAAGGUUAUUGCCCUGAUGUAGUGGCCCAUAACACUAUCAUUAAGGGUCUUUGUAAGGCUAAAAGGAUAAAUGAAGCUGAAGAUAUUCUGAAAGAGAUAUUUGACAAGGGACUUGUCCCAUCAGUAGUUACAUACAACUUGUUAAUUGAUGGCUGGUGCAAAGAGGGAAAUGCUGAUCAGGCUGUUUUGUGUUUUUCGAUGAUGAUAGAACAGGAAGUGGAACCAAAUAUCAUUACCUAUACAACUCUAGUAGAUGGAUUGUGCAGUUCCGGAAAACCGGAAGACGCUCUUAAUCUUUGGAUUGAUAUGGAGCAUAAGGGAUGCCGCCCUAAUAGAAUUUCUUACAUGGCUCUAAUUCAUGGGCUUUGCAAGUGUCAUCGACCAGAUUGUGCUCUGGUCUAUCUGCAGGAGAUGGAGAAGAAGGAUAUGUUACCUGACCCAUAUGUUUACCAAGCUUUAGUAGAAGCUUUUACAUCUGACUCAAACUUGGCCAUGGCUCAUAAAGUAUUGGACAAGAUGUCUAAGCACUCUUGCCCAUAGGUAUGCCACCCACCAAAAAGAAAUAGGCAGACAGAAUCUUGAAGGUUACUGCAGUUUAUACAGCGAAUGGCUCUAGAUGUUCUUCACUCUUUAUGAAGCAGCAGUUAUGGGUUGGUUGAUUGAGCUGUUUCUUUCCCAUGGUUGAUUGCUUUGAAUGACUAUGAAAGUUAUUGAAAAUGGAGCUAUUUAUGUCAUUGGUACCAUUUUGGAGAUUAAUAGCCAUGAGCCUAAGUUACACAUGUCAUUUAUUUGUGGUAACUGGGAUAUUCAAUUUUUUAAUAAACAGAAUCAUAUGCAUACAUUCUUAUUUUAUUAAUUGGUCUAUUGAUUUGUCAAAUGGCAACAUUAUACUAAUACACAUAUUUUUUAGAUCUUUCUACAUAACCAACACUUUUGAGGAUUUAAAAAUUUAGGGGAGAAAUGUGAUUUCACUGAAAUUACUAAUUUACCCUUGUAGUAAACAUACUAUGUUCUAAUACUAAUUUAAUAAUUUUUUAAAUUCUUUUCAUACCAAUUAUCUAUAAAUCCCAAUGCUUAAUUUCUGUAGUGUAUUAGUUAUAUAAACUUUAUUAUUCAUCCUUUGCAUUUUUUAUUAUUUUUAAUGUUGAAUUAUUUACUGUUUAAUCCCAGCUCCCUGAUUAUCUAAUUGGAACAGUAAAAUUCCAUCUAAUUCCAAUUUUAGGGUGUUACAAAGAGCUUUAUAUUUUGAAGAAAGUUUAGUUGCUUGUGAUGUUUUCUUUUUAAAAGCAUCGAGUUUUAGGUGCUGAUGGCUGCGCCCACUCCGUUUACAUUAGCUGUUGAUGCAAAGAGCUCUGCUGCAUUAUCAUUAGGUAAUUUGCACCAAUUUCAUCUAUUAUUUGCUGAAACCAAGUAUUCUGCUCACCACAUGUUCUUUUUAUGCCAUCAUUUGCUAGAAUGUGUGGUUUGAAAUCGAAUCGAGUUUUUGAAUUUAUCAUAUGUUUGUUGAUGUUUUAUAUACUUAACCUUUUGUAAUAGAUGUUAUUAGUGAAGUAACAAGGUAGAGAAUUGAUUUUUAGGAUUGUUCCAUGCAGCAACGAUUGUAGAGGUGUUUUGUGAUGACAAUUUAAAUUAUAUGAUGGAUGCCUUCCAACUGA